AUGUUUCCUUCAUUGUACUACCUGGUCCCAGUAUUGGGGGGCUAUGCUGUCACCUCAUAUUAUCUGCUGAAAAACCCCCAUGUCCUGCACAAGAAAAAGAGGCUUCCCUUCUACUGCCGACACAUUUCUCACCGUGGGGGUAAGUCAUCAAUUUAUUUAUAUAUUAACCUUUUCAUGUCAGGAAGGCCCAUUAAACAGCAAAAUGGGAGUUUAGGGUUUAAACAACAUUAUAUGCUGCCCGCAAAGAGCUUGCAAUCUAAUUGAUACUGGUAUAACAGCAUUGCAGGUAUGUAUAAACUACCCAUCUGCUCCCUGUUCUGAUAAAAUGUAUAAUAUCUCUCUGAGUGUCACUCACAGAGGCAUUCCUCCUCUCUGUGCUGGUUCUGUGCUCUGAUUGGGUAUUCUAUUAGGGUUCCAUCCUUUAAUGUAUGGGUAUAUCUGGGUGUUCUAUUAGGGUUCCAUCCUUUAAUGUAUGGGUAUAUCUGGGUGUUCUAUUAGGGUUCCAUGCUUUAAUGUAUGGGUAUACCUGGGUGUUCUAUUAGGGUUCCAUCCUUUAAUGUAUGGGUAUAUCUGGGUAUUCUAUUAGGGUUCCAUCCUUUAAUGUAUGGGUAUAUCUGGGUGUUCUAUUAGGGUUCCAUGCUUUAAUGUAUGGGUAUAUCUGGGUGUUCUGUUAGGGUUCCAUCCUUUAAUGUAUGGGUAUAUCUGGGUGUUCUAUUAGGGUUCCAUGCUUUAAUGUAUGGGUAUAUCUGGGUGUUCUAUUAGGGUUCCAUGCUUUAAUGUAUGGGUAUAUCUGGGUGUUCUGUUAGGGUUCCAUCCUUUAAUGUAUGGGUAUAUCUGGGUGUUCUGUUAGGGUUCCAUGCUUUAAUGUAUGGGUAUAUCUGGGUGUUCUGUUAGGGUUCCAUGCUUUAAUGUAUGGGUAUAUUUGGGUGUUCUGUUAGGGUUCCAUCCUUUAAUGUAUGGGUAUAUCUGGGUGUUCUAUUAGGGUUCCAUGCUUUAAUGUAUGGGUAUAUCUGGGUGUUCUAUUAGGGUUCCAUCCUUUAAUGUAUGGGUAUAUCUGGGUGUUCUAUUAGGGUUCCAUCCUUUAAUGUAUGGGUAUAUCUGGGGGUUCUAUUAGGGUUCCAUGCUUUAAUGUAUGGGUAUACCUGGGUGUGGGUAUAUCUGGGUGUUCUAUUAGGGUUCCAUCCUUUAAUGUAUGGGUAUAUCUGGGUGUUCUAUUAGGGUUCCAUCCUUUAAUGUAUGGGUAUAUCUGGGUGUUCUAUUAGGGUUCCAUCCUUUAAUGUAUGGGUAUAUCUGGCUGUUCUAUUAGGGUUCCAUCCUUUAAUGUAUGGGUAUAUCUGGCUGUUCUAUUAGGGUUCCAUGCUUUAAUGUAUGGGUAUAUCUGGCUGUUCUAUUAGGGUUCCAUCCUUUAAUGUAUGGGUAUAUCUGGGUGUUCUAUUAGGGUUCCAUCCUUUAAUGUAUGGGUAUACCUGGGUGUUCUAUUAGGGUUCCAUGCUUUAAUGUAUGGGUAUACCUGGGUGUUCUAUUAGGGUUCCAUCCUUUAAUGUAUGGGUAUAUCUGGCUGUUCUAUUAGGGUUCCAUGCUUUAAUGUAUGGGUAUAUCUGGGUGUUCUAUUAGGGUUCCAUCCUUUAAUGUAUGGGUAUACCUGGGUGUUCUAUUAGGGUUCCAUCCUUUAAUGUAUGGGUAUACCUGGGUGUUCUAUUAGGGUUCCAUCCUUUAAUGUAUGGGUAUACCUGGGUGUUCUAUUAGGGUUCCAUGCUUUAAUGUAUGGGUAUACCUGGGUGUUCUAUUAGGGUUCCAUCCUUUAAUGUAUUGGUAUAUCUGGGUAUUCUAUUAGGGUUGAAUUGCUUUAAUGUAUGGGUAUAUCUGGGUGUUCUAUUAGGGUUCCAUGCUUUAAUGUAUGGGUAUAUCUGGGUGUUCUAUUAGGGUUCCAUCCUUUAAUGUAUGGGUAUAUCUGGGUGUUCUAUUAGGGUUCCAUGCUUUAAUGUAUGGGUAUAUCUGGGUGUUCUAUUAGGGUUCCAUGCUUUAAUGUAUGGGUAUAUCUGGGUGUUCUAUUAGGGUUCCAUCCUUUAAUGUAUGGGUAUAUCUGGGUGUUCUAUUAGGGUUCCAUCCUUUAAUGUAUGGGUAUAUCUGGGUGUUCUAUUAGGGUUCCAUCCUUUAAUGUAUGGGUAUAUCUGGGUGUUCUAUUAGGGUUCCAUCCUUUAAUGUAUGGGUAUAUCUGGGUGUUCUAUUAGGGUUCCAUGCUUUAAUGUAUGGGUAUAUCUGGGUGUUUGCACACAUUACGCUGCUCAUUAUUGGGGUUUAUUUAUUAAGCUGUAGUGAAUGUAACUGCAGUGUUUAAACAACAACAACCUAUUUGGAAAUAUUCUGCAAACCAGCUACAUUCUCGACAGAAUUUUUGGCUUGGUUAGUGCCUGACCUUUGUAUUAAUUUGUGUUGGACUGUCACUGUGUAUUUACAUGCUAUAGGUAGAAGGAAAGACUCCGUCCACAAUACAGAAUUCAGUCUUUCACACAUAUUUCUGCUAUUCAAAAGAAGGUGUAUUACUGCCUAUUGUGUCAGUCAGGGUGUAUUACUGCCUAUUGUGUCAGUCAGGGUAUAUUACUGCCUAUGGGGCCGGUCAGGGUGUAUUACUGCCUAUUGUGUCAGUCAGGGUGUAUUACUGCCUAUGGGGCCAGUCAGGGUGUAUUACUGCCUAUGGGGCCGGUCAGGGUGUAUUACUGCCUAUGGGGCCAGUCAGGGUGUAUUACUGCCUAUUGUGUCAGUCAGGGUGUAUUACUGUCUAUUGUGCCAGUCAGGAUGUAUUACUGCCUAUGGGGCCGGUCAGGGUGUAUUAGUCCCUAUGGGGCCAGUCAGGGUGUAUUACUGCCCAUGGGGCCAGUCAGGGUGUAUUACUGCCUAUUGUGUCAGUCAGGGUGUAUUACUGCCUAUGGGGCCGGUCAGGAUGUAUUUCUGCCUAUUGUGUCAGUAAGGGUGUAUUACUGCCUAUUGUGUCAGUCAGGGUGUAUUACUGCCUAUUGUGCCAGUCAGGGUGUAUUACUGCCUAUGGGGCCGGUCAGGGUGUAUUACUGCCUAUGGGGCCGGUCAGAGUGUAUUACUGCCUAUUGUGCCUGUCAGGGUGUAUUACUGCCUAUGGGGCCGGUCAGGGUGUAUUACUGCCUAUGGGGCCGGUCAGGGUGUAUUACUGCCUAUUGUGCCAGUCAGGGUGUAUUUCUGCCUAUGGGGCCGGUCAGGGUGUAUUACUGCCUAUUGUGUCAGUCAGGGUGUAUUACUGCCUAUGGGGCCGGUCAGGGUGUAUUACUGCCUAUUGUGUCAGUCAGGGUGUAUUACUGCCUAUGGGGCCAGUCGAGGUGUAUUACUGCCUUUUGUGCCAGUCAGUUUGUAUUACUGCCUAUGGGGCCGGUCAGGGUGUAUUACUGCCUAUUGUGUCAGUCAGGGUGUUUUACUGCCUAUGGGGCCGGUCAGGGUGUAUUACUGCCUAUUGUGUCAGUCAGGGUGUAUUACUGCCUAUGAGGCCGGUCAGGGUGUAUUACUGCCUAUGGGGCCGGUCAGGGUGUAUUACUGCCUUUUGUGUCAGUAAGGGUGUAUUACUGCCUAUGGGGCCGGUCAGGGUGUAUUACUGUCUAUUGUGCCAGUCAGGAUGUAUUACUGCCUAUGGGGCCGGUCAGGGUGUAUUACUGCCUAUUGUGUCAGUCAGGGUGUAUUACUGCCUAUGGGGCCGGUCGGGGUGUAUUACUGCCUAUUGUGUCAGUCAGGGUGUAUUACUGCCUAUGGGGCCGGUCAGGGUGUAUUACUGCCUAUGGGGCCGGUCAGGGUGUAUUACUGCCUAUGGGGCCGGUCAGGGUGUAUUACUGCCUAUGGGGCCGGUCGGGGUGUAUUACUGCCUAUUGUGCCUGUCAGGGUGUAUUACUGCCUAUGGGGCCGGUCAGGGUGUAUUACUGCCUAUGGGGCCAGUCAGGGUGUAUUACUGCCUAUGGGGCCGGUCAGGGUGUAUUACUGCCUAUUGUGCCUGUCAGGGUGUAUUACUGCUUAUGGGGCCGGUCAGGGUGUAUUACUGCCUAUUGUGCCUGUCAGGGUGUAUUACUGCCUAUGGGGCCGGUCAGGGUGUAUUACUGCCUAUUGUGCCAGUCAGGAUGUAUUGCUGCCUAUUGUGUCAGUCAGGAUGUAUUGUUGCCUAUUGUGUCAGUCAGGGUGUAUUACUGCCUAUGGGGCCAGUCAGGGUGUAUUACUGCCUAUUGUGCCAGUCAGGAUGUAUUGCUGCCUAUUGUGUCAGUCAGGGUGUAUUACUGCCUAUUGUGUCAGUUAGGGUGUAUUACUGCCUAUGGGGCCAGUCAGGGUGUAUUACUGCCUAUUGUGUCAGUCAGGGUGUAUUACUGCCUAUGGGGCCAGUCAGGGGUCAUUACAAGGACAGGCUUACCAUUGGUGUGUGCAAAUCAUGGGUUCACACUGUUCCUUGGAUUUUAGUAAAUAGCCAGCCCCCUGUAUAUGGAGAUUCUUAAUAUUAUUACAGUUUGUAUGUAACAUGAUUCUUGUUUCUGUCUCAGGAGCUGGGGAGAGAAUUGAAAAUACUCUGGAAGCCUUUGACAAGUAAGUACAGGAUAUAGCGUUGAGUUCUGUAUGACAAGAGGACAAACUCAUGACAGAUAGUAAUAACCUGUAUCCCAUACAUAACAUUCCGAGCACAUGGCUCAUGUCGUGAGCUGCAGCUCACUGAUUGGUUAAUGUAUCUCUCCCAUGGCAGCGCUGUGGCCAAUCAGACUCACCUCCUGGAGUUAGACUGUCAGCUGACCAAGGAUGGCCAGGUCGUGGUGUCACAUGACCAGAACUUAAAUAGACAGACUGGACAUGAUGUCAACAUCCGUGAUGUCACAUAUUGGGUAAUCAUAAACUGACCUCAUAGCGUUCAUCAACGUGGCACCUUUAUAGGACAGUAUUAAUCCACUGGUGUUUCUUGUUAUAAUUCUGUUCUUUCUGUUUUUAGGAGCUGCCUCUGUACAAAAAUACCUUGGAGGUCACCUUCUUUCCAGGUGAGCAAGGACAUUGCUUACUGAAGAACUUGGUGUAUUUUUGUUCAAAUACACGCACUCUUUAAAGCAGUCCUCGUAAAAAUGUUUCCAUAGCAGGAAUUGUAAAGCAGUUCCACACUCUUUUAAACAUAAUUUUUAUACAUUUUAUUUUUAGAUUUCCUACAUUUUAUGCCUUAAACAUUUUUCAACUAGAAUUUGGAUAAUUUUUAAAGAAAAAUUAUUUUUAUAGAUCACAUCUGAUAGAAUGACAUUUACUGCUAAUUAUCGUAAUACCCACAGAGGUGAUUAAACUGCUAGCACGAUAUACAGAGACAUUCAAUAGAAAUCUUCCACGGGACAAUGUGUCCGGCAGUGGAAAAGUAGUAGAAUAGCUAACUCUGAUCACAAGGUUUUUUAGAUUGUAAGCUUGUUUGGAAAGGCCCAUCUUCUUCUACAGUUCCAGUAUGUCAAUUGUGUUUUUUAUUACAAUUGAGUGUUUGUUUAGUUUACCUAUUGUGCAGUGGAAUAUGUCGCAGUUAUAUAAAUAACUGUAAUUGUCCUCAUACAGGUCAUGUCUCGUCCGGGAGUGACCAACGGAUGCCCCUCCUGGAGGAAGUGUUCCAGAGAUAUCCAGAUAUGCCGAUCAAUGUGGAGAUCAAGGAGGAUAACAAUGAGCUCAUUAAAAAGGUGAUGAGAUGAGAGUCCGUGGUGAUGAGAUGGGCGGUAUUUGGUGAUGAGAUGGGAGUCGAUGGUGAUGAGAUGGGAGUCCAUGGUGAUGAGAUGGGCGGUAUUUGGUGAUGAGAUGGGAGUCCAUGGUGAUGAGAUGGGAGUUGAUGGUGAUGAGAUAGGAGUCCAUGAUGAUGAGAGUCUAUGGUGAUGAGAUGAGAGUGCAUGGUGAUGAGAUGAGAGUCCAUGGUGAUGUGAUGGGCGGUAUUUGGUGAUAAGAUGGGCGGUAUUUGGUGAUGAGAUGGGAGUCGAUGGUGAUGAGAUGGGAAUCGAUGGUGAUUAGAUGGGAGUUGAUGGUGAUGAGACAGGAGUCCAUGGUGAUGAGAUGAGAGUCCAUGGUGAUGACAUGAGAGUCCAUGGUGAUGAGAUGAGAGUCCAUGGUGAUGAGAUGAGAGUCCAUAGUAAUGAGAUGGGAGUCCAUGGUGAUGAGAUGGGAGUCCAUGCUGAUGAGAUGGGAGUUGAUGGUGAUGAGAUGGGAGUCGAUGGUGAUGAGAUGGGAGUCCAUGGUGAUGAGAUGGGAGUCCAUGCUGAUGAGAUGGGAGUUGAUGGUGAUGAGAUGGGAGUCCAUGGUGAUGAGAUGGGAGUCCAUGGUGAUGAGAUGGGAGUCCAUGGUGAUGGGAUGGGAGUGCAGUUAAGCCCAGGGCUCUGGUGCAGUUUAUAAACUCUGCCUAUUGUGCCCUGUAGGUGUCUGACUUGGUCAGACGGUACCACCGCACGAACAUGACAAUCUGGGCCAGUAUGAGCGACCGCAUUAUGAAGAAAUGCCAGGCUGAGGUAAGUGGACCUGGAAUCACUGCCACAGAUUUAUCCCUUUACCUGGCUGUGUCAGCUUGUUAUAUUACAGUGAGAAUCUGCAGUUUAUAUCCUGGAGAGAGAUUUGUUACUGGGUAAUAAUGGGACGUUCUUAUAAGGUGCCGGGACAACUUUAGUUUACAGACCUCUUGAAUCCUUUCUUCGCACUCUCUCUGUGUACCAGGCAGUGUGUGUCUCUCUCGCUCUCUCUCUCUACCAGGCAGAGUCUAUCUCUAUCUCUCCCUGUGUGCCAGGCAGUGUUUAUGUCUCUCUGUGUACCAGGCAGAGUCUCUCUCUCUCUCUCUCUCUCUCUCUAUCUCUCUGUGUACCAGGCAGAGUCCCUCUCUAUCUCUACCUCUCUCUGUGUACCAGACAGAGUCCCUCUCUAUCUCUAUCUAUCUCUGUGUACCAGGCAGUGUCUAUCUCUCUCUCUCUCUCUGUGUAUCAGGCAGUGUCUCUCUAUCUCUCUCUUUCUCUCUGUACUAGGCAAAGUUCCUCUCUCUCUCUCUCUCGUUCUCUCUCUCUGUGUACCAGUCAGAGUCCCUCUCUCUCUCUGUACCAGGCAGAGUCCCUCUCUCUCUCUGUGCCAGGCAGAGUCCCUCUCUCUCUCUGUGUACCAGUCAGAGUCUCUCUCUCUGUACCAGGCAGAGUCCCUCUCUCUCUCUGUACCAGGCAGAGUCCCUCUCUCUCUUUGUACCAUGCAGAGUCCCUCUCUCCCUCUGUACCAGGCAGAGUCCCUCUCUCUCUCUCUCUUUGUACCAGGCAGUCUCUCUCUCUCUCUCUCUCUCUCUCUCCCUCUCUCUGUGUAAUCCAGGCAGUGUUUCACUCUAUAGUGUCAGUGCUCCCCUAUUAUUUAAUACACUCUCUUUCUCUCCCAGAAUCCAGACAUGCCAAUCAUGUUUACACCGCGCAGGGGGCUGAUCCUACUGCUCCUCUACUACACCGGCCUGCUCCCUUUCGUGCCUCUACGAGAGUCUGUUGUGGAAGCCUAUAUGCCAUCUCUUAUAAACAGGUCAGUGUCUUAUACAGAGUUACUGUGCAGCCUCUUAUAAUCAGGUCAGUGUCUUAUACAGAGAUAUUGUGCUGCCUCUUAUAAACAGGUCAGUGUCUUAUACAACAUUUCUUUAUAUUCAGAAUAUUGAAUAUUAAUUCUUCUUAGACUUGUCCUAGUAUUUUCUUAUUAUCCACAAGGGGGCACUUGACUAACAUUAAAUGAUCGCCCUAUAGAACAACAUAUAUUAUUGUGACAGUGGUUCGAAUCAGGCUGUAUAUCUACUCUGCGCUGUCUGUGGAUGAUAAAUUCUCUGUUUAAUGCUAACAGCUGCUCUUCCUUCUCUAUUUCCGUUACAGGACCUAUUUCCCUCACAACCGGCUAAUGAGCAAUCCUCUUCUGGUUUCGCUACAAGAUAAGUGAGUGGCAGCAGCACAUACCUAAAUAUCUCUAGCUCUCUACACUACACCUAUACAUUCCUAGCUCUCUACACUACACCUAUACAUCCCUAGCUCUCUACACUACACCUAUACAUCCCUAGCUCUCUACACUACACCUAUACAUUCCUAGCUCUCUGCACUACACCUAUACAUCCCUAGCUCUCUACACUACACCUAUACAUUCCUAGCUCUCUACACUACACCUAUACAUUCCUAGCUCUCUACACUACACCUAUACAUUCCUAGCUCUUUACACCUAUAUAUCUCUAACUCUCUACACUACACAUAUACAUCCCUAGCUCUCUACACCUAUACAUUCCUAGCUGUCUACACUACACCUAUACAUCCUUAGCUCUCUACACUACACCUAUACAUCCCUAGCUCUCUACACCUAUACAUCUCUAGCUCUCUACUCCUAUACAUCCCUAGCUCUCUACACCUAUACAUCUCUAGCUCUCUGCACUACACCUAUAUAUCUCUAGCUCUCUACACUACACCUAUACAUUCCUAGCUCUUUACACCUAUACAUCUCUAACUCUCUACACUACACAUAUACAUCCCUAGCUCUCUACACCUAUACAUUCCUAGCUGUCUACACUACACCUAUACAUCCCUAGCUCUCUACACUACACCUAUACAUCCCUAGCUCUCUACACCUAUACAUCUCUAGCUCUCUACUCCUAUACAUCCCUAGCUCUCUACACCUAUACAUCUCUAGCUCUCUGCACUACACCUAUAUAUCUCUAGCUCUCUACACUACACCUAUACAUUCCUAGCUCUCUGCACUACACCUAUACAUCCCUAGCGCUUUAUACCUAUACAUCUCUAACUCUCUACACUACACAUAUACAUCCCUAGCUCUCUACACCUAUACAUUCCUAGCUGUCUACACUACACCUAUACAUCCCUAGCUCUCUACACUACACCUAUACAUCCCUAGCUCUCUACACCUAUACAUCUCUAGCUCUCUACUCCUAUACAUCCCUAGCUCUCUACACCUAUACAUCCCUAGCUCUCUGCACUACACCUAUACAUCCCUAGCUCUCUACACUACACCUAUACAUCCCUAGCUCUUUACACCUAUACAUCUCUAGCUCUCUACUCCUAUACAUCCCUAGCUCUCUACACCUAUACAUCCCUAGCUCUCUACACUACACCUAUACAUUCCUAGCUCUCUGCACUACACCUAUACAUCCCUAGCUCUCUGCACUAACCCUAUACAUAUCUAGCUCUCUACACCUAUACAUCCCUAGCUCUCUGCACUAACCCUAUACAUAUCUAGUUUUCUACACCUAUACAUCCCUAGCUCUCUACACCUAUACAUCCCUAGCUCUCUACACUACCCCUAUACAUCCCUAGCUGUCUACACUACCCCUAUACAUUCCUAGCUCUCUACACUACCCCUAUACAUCGCUAGCUCUCUACACUACCCCUAUACAUUCCUAGCUGUCUACACUACACCUAUACAUCUCUAGCUCUCUACCUCUAUACAUCUCUAGCACUUUACUUUCCAUUCGGGAUUACAACCUGAGAUUUGUAAUGACUGCUUUACUUGAUAGCGAGUGUAGACAGCUAGAUUGACAGUUCUACUUUUGCCGGUGUCACCGAUGCUCAGAUACAGGUUUAAACUAAACUGCAGAUCAAGCCAAACUUGUCAGCUGUGCAGCUGAGAACUGGUACAAAAGCUAGAGAGAAACAUUUUUCAAAUUAUACUUGUCCCACAGCCAGGAUUCCUUCGGUCCGUGAGCAGAAUGUGCUUGGAUUUAACUGAGAGAAAUGAGACGAGUCGUAUCCCGAGGCAGGUAUCUGCUGGGCGUAAAGGCUGCAGAGCCAGCGAUACGGAUAUUAAGAAGCAGAGAUUAGUGUGAAUUCGAUCAGUACUUUCACAGUCAAUCCUAACACAGGAAAAUCUUUAAUCCACGGGUUCUGUUUGCUCUCUUCCAGGCUUUUUAUGCAAAAAGGUCUAUUCCAGCAUCUAAAAGAAAGAGGGAUCCAGGUAAUCAGACUGUCUGUUCGUGAUUGAUGUUUUGUUACAGUUUAUAUCUGUAUGGGAAAGGUUCUAGGUAAAUACUGUGAGGAAACCUUGAGUGACUGCCACCCUUACAAUGUUAUGUAGAUAAAGUAUUAAAAAUUAAGCAAAAUUUGUAAAUAGAAAAGAAAAAUUAUUCAUCUCUUAAAGAUCCUUCACCUAUGGCAUUUCCACAGCAAGUGUAGGAGGCAGAGUAAGCUGGAGAAUCACAUUUCACCAAUCCGGAGGCUGUCCUGUCUGUAGGGUCAGAUCAUAUUCCAUAAGCACCUGGCCGGCAUUAGUAGUUUAUUCCCCUGUCCCAGCCCUUGUUUCCCUGCCCCAGCCCUUGUUUCCCUGCCCCAGCCUUUGUUUCCCUGCCCCAGCCUUUGUUUCCCUGCCCCAGCCCUUGUUUCCCUGCCCCAGCCCUUGUUCCCCUGCCCCAGCCCUUGUUUCCCCGUCCCAGCCCUUGUUUCCCUGCCCCAGCCCUUGUUUCCCUGCCCCAGCCCUUGUUUUACUGCCCCAGCCCUUGUUCCUCUGCCCCAGUCCAAUGUUCCCAUGUCCCAGCCCUUGUUCCCCUGCCCCAGCCCUCGUUCCCCUGCCCCAGCCCUUGUUUCCAUCAUCACAAAUGAUUAGCCGAACUCCUCAAUAGUCAUAAUAAAAACAUUAUAAUAAUCAUACCACCAUAACUACUACGGUUUAUUUACAUCCUGGUUCACAGAUUUGUGAACCAGCCUGUCUGAUUCCAUGUUGGCGGUUGCGGCUCAGCUCUCUCUGAAACAGUACAGUCAGUGUUGUCCAAAUUGGACAGAAUUAACACAGGCACCACUGAACUGGAAAUUACAGCUGCAUGACUGACAGCUUUGAGGGGCUGUAUUACAACUGUGUGAUUUUACAAAUGCUUGCAUAUUCUAAGUCACAGUCUAAGUCCGGGUACGAGUGAUGUUCUGCUAUAACGAUAUAUGUGUAGGAAAUGUUCUGGGUGAGAGUUUCUGCAUUAACCCAUGUUUUACCCCCUCUGCAGGUUUACCUCUGGGUUCUGAAUCAGGACUCUGAUUAUCAGAGAGCUUUAGACUAUGGGGUAACAGGGAUCAUGACUGAUUUCCCCUCCAAAUUAAAAGCUUUCCUGCAGCGAUAUGAGGAGGAGCAGAGAACAAGUGGGGGUACGCAGCAUGAUGUGACAGGAGAUGGAGUGCAGAGAAACAGACACUAA
This is a messenger RNA of Pelobates cultripes (western spadefoot toad), 11170 nucleotides long. NCBI's taxonomy places the organism in Eukaryota, Metazoa, Chordata, Amphibia, Anura, Pelobatidae. The record is from the annotation of a GenBank genome assembly.